Messenger RNA from Cyphellophora attinorum, 2373 nucleotides. Its product is annotated as putative transcriptional regulatory protein. NCBI's taxonomy places the organism in Eukaryota, Fungi, Ascomycota, Eurotiomycetes, Chaetothyriales, Cyphellophoraceae. Gene Ontology annotation, molecular function: zinc ion binding; DNA-binding transcription factor activity, RNA polymerase II-specific. Gene Ontology annotation, cellular component: nucleus. Gene Ontology annotation, biological process: regulation of DNA-templated transcription. The record is from RefSeq and is a predicted model, not a curated record. The transcript is spliced from 2 exons. Bases 1 to 2373 code for a protein of 790 amino acids.
AUGGCUGACGAGCAGAUGCAAGACCUCAAUCCCGAAAUUCCAGGACCGCCGCCAGUCAACGACGCGACCGCAGCAUCCAUCUUCAGUCCAGCUCAAGACCCGACUCUUAGCGCGACGGACGACGCGUCGGCUCAGCCAAAACCACAGAAGCCUGUCAAGCGUCGCAACCGUCAACCUGUUGUAUGCAAACCAUGUCGUGAUCGACGAUCAAAAUGCGAUCGCGGUACACCAUGUAGUCUUUGCCGCAAGCGUGGUGAAGAUCACCUGUGCAUAUACGCCAGUCGUGCCGACAAGACACGCAAUGCAGGUAGCCGAGGAAGCAAAUCGGCGGAGGCCCGCAAGAAGCAGCUGGAGAAGCUCGGUCAACUUGAGAGUCUUUUCAAACGCUAUAUGCCGCAGGACCACUAUCAGUCAGCCGAUCGAAAAGAUCACUAUGGUACUAGCCAAGGCCCGACUUCCACCACUGCAGAUGGAGAGCCACUGCUCAGCACUACCGAUGGUCCCCACUGGUCAUCGAUAUUUCAGCAGCUUCGGUCGUCAAUGGAAGGCUACGAGGAUGCACUCUCCGACAUCGAUGAUGGUAUUGUGACCGGAGACGAAGCGCCUUUCCUUCUGGGCAACCCCAACCCACCAUCUCUGACAACGGUCCUUGUGCAGUACCUCCCAGCAGACAAGAACGAAGUGGACAAAGUCAUCCAGGAUUACUUCGAUGCAACCUUCAUGGUUAUUCCUGUCAUUCACGGAGGAAAGUUCUUGCGCGAGUACAAUGAAUUCUGGAAAAACAUGCACGGCGCAGAUCCAAUCUGGGUUGCAUUGCUAUUUGGCAUCAUGUCGCUGUCUGCAAUGAUCAUUGCUCAGAAGAGUGAGGAGCCGGAUCUGUCGCAACGCGACGCAUGGAUCACUGCUGCCGCUCAUUGCUUGGCGAUUGGAGGCUAUCUCAAACCGAGCACAUACCUGAUUCCCGCGCUGUUGAUUUUCUCCCAGUCUCAAUACAUGCGAUACCAAGAUCCAUCCAGAGAAGUUGCAGCACUAGUGCCGAUCAUUCCCUUCGAAGGAGAGAUGCGCCGUCGUCAAUGGGUCAUGAUUCGACAUCUGGACCGCCAGAUUGCUUGCCAAUUCGGUGUUCCGGCAUCUGUUUUGAGCGAUGCUGCGGACAUUCACCCACCUCACAACCUGCCCGAUGAAGACCUUUCCGAAGACAUGACCAGCCUUCCCCCUUCCCGGCCACUGGCUGGCUAUCAUCCUGUAGCCACUUUCAUCAUCAAGAAUGGACUCAUGGCGAUCUUCGAUGAGAUCUACUCGUUCGCUCUCAGCUUUCGACCUCACGUCAACGAAGAUGCUGAGAUCAAGCGUCUCGGAGCUCUUCUACAAAACGAAUGGACUUCUAUCCCACAGAAUUACAAGGCCAAGCCUAUGGCUGACUCUAUCAACGACCCUCAGACGUUGCGAAUGUCGCGUAUCACACUCGAGUUUCUCUACCAAAAAUGCACCAUCGUACUACAUCGUCGGCGCGUCGCGAAACACGACUCUGCGUCUUACCAAGCAUGUACUACUGCUGCAAAGAGCAUCAUCAACACCUUCCAGGAUCUGCUCGACGCCCUACAGCCCGGCAAAUUAAUGGAAGGUCACGGCUGGGUUCUGUCCGCUACAAUCGUCUGCGACUUCCUGCUCGCCUGCAUGACUUUGGCGAUGGCUGUCGUGGCCACUCAGCCGAUCAGCAAGGAUAUCGAGGAGAAUCUGAAUGUUCUGGACAAUGCUAAGCUCAUGUGUCAUAGUUUGACGGCCAAAUCUCGAGGUGCUGCGCGUGUCGUGACGGCUAUCUCCAACGUUCUGGCUAAGUUCGGCCGCGAGCCUUCACUCCCGAUCGAUCCCCGCAUGGCUCCUCAGAUCCAGCAGGGAUAUCAGCCUGCUCCGUCCUACUCCUUGAACGGCUACACGCCAGCGUCCUCAGCUCCCGGCACCCACCCUCCGCCCCAGGGCUCACCGUUCCAACCCUUCCCAACUCCGGCACCUUCCAGCGCACUAUCCGAGGAACGCUCUACCAGCCACGGCCCGCAAGGUCAGCAAUUCACCAGCAGUGGUCAGCUGCCUUAUCUGGGCUCUCUUGCGCAGUCAUACACCAACCACCCCUUACCAGCGUUCGAAGGACAGCCAAUGAUGGCCGGACUCUUCCCAAGUACAAAUCAGCAGCAGUCGCUCCACCAGCAGCUGGCCUCUGCAGCACAGCAGUACGGUCAAGCAACACAAGGCCCGCUUCAACAGUUCGGUCAGAACGCGGUGUCCCUCGAUCCUUGGGAACGUGCUACCGCUGCCGUGAAUGGGAGCUUGGGCGAGAUCGAUUGGAGUAUUUUCGAUCAGUACAUCUUUGAGUAG